AAUCUCUACGCUUCUCUCUCUGCAAUUACUCUGUUGAGAGCAUUUCUCUCUAGAAUAUCGAGUAUUGUUGAUUUGAGCGUCGGAGUGUUUUCCCUGAGGAAACAUUCUUGGGAUUUUCAGGUGUAAAAGCAGUAGAGGAGUUCAACAGUGUUGGACUACGAAGCUGCCCAAAUAUUUGGCGCCGUCUGUGGGAAUCCGAACAAGAAGCUGUGUAGUUUAACCGGUAGAAAGACAAAAUGGAUCAAUUGAAUGGAACAGAUGAUGAUGAAAGAACACCAACUGGGUAUGCAGCUCAGCCUGAGCAGUCCCAAAUUCCAACAGGAACAAGGCAAAGACAUCCCAGAUCACACAACCCACAUCAUGAACGACCUGAAAGGUCAACUGAGCCUGCUCGGACUACCGAGCUCGAAGAGAGAACCAGAGUUCUCGAAAUGGCAAUGGGUAAAAUCCUUGCUCGCCUGAUCCCUGAUGACCCCUUGAUUCCUUUGUUGAACAGGGAUGCACAGCCAGCUGUGGUUGUUACAACUCAAAACUCCCCCGCUUUGAGCAACAUAGUAGUGCCGACCAAGCCAAGGGGAAGUGGGAAGCUAAAUAACGAGCCUAGCUUGUCCAAACAUAGUGAAGAACUGUUGAAAAAGAACGCAGACCUUGAAAGGCAGCUACGAGAUGUACAAAGAUCAAUUGACAAGCUGAAAAAACCAUACCAAGAAGGAUUCAAAAUUCCCCACCUGGAGACGUAUGAUGGUUCCGGCGACCCAGAUGAGCAUCUGAACACCUAUCAGGCCAUCAUGAGAAUUCAAAAUGCCAACAAUGCCAUGAUGUGCAAAGUAUUCCCAGCGACACUGAAGUCAACGGCCAGAAGAUGGUAUCAUAAACUUCCCAGACAUUCUAUAGACUCGUAUGCCCAGCUCGCCAAGCUGUUCUCCAACAAAUUUGCAAGCCAAAGGGAGAUUAAACGUACAGCGACUGAACUGAUGCAGGUUCAUCAGAAAGAAGGGGAAUCCCUGAGGGACUACAUGCAGCGAUUCAAUAAGGCUACUUUAGACAUUGAUAAUGUCCCAGAUACCAUCUGCUUAUUAGCUUUGCUGCAUGGCCUUAAACCUGGCCGGUUUCUAGACAACCUGCUGGAAAAUCCACCUAAGUCGUGGAAUGAAGUGAAUGACAGGUCAGCGAGCUUCAUAUUAUCUGAAGAUUUUCAGUCUUCCAAGAGACGAGCUGAUGAUAGGCAGGGUAAAGAGCCCAAGCAACUUGAGGGUAGAGACGACAAGAAAAAACAGAAGGUUGGCGAGCAGAGAGGAAAACAGCCAUCCUACCCGAAGUAUGACAGCUACAUUCCCCUGAAUUCGCCAAGAUCCCAGAUAUUGGCGCAGAUACAACAUUGGGUCAAAAGACCCCCUCCCCAAAUGCAUGAUUCCUCGCGAGCUGACAGAAGCAAGUAUUGUGACUACCACCGUGGAUACGGCCAUAUCACAAAAGACUGUCAGAGCCUGAAGGAUGAGCUUGAAUUCUUAGCUCGUAGUGGAAAAUUUGAGGGGUAUGUACAGAAACCUUACGUUCGACAACCCACCCAGACCCAUUUUGUGCAAGAGUAUGGCCGAUCUCAAGCACCUAGAUAUCAGAUUGGUGCCAAUCCCAACCCUUACCAGGCGGGUCAAUACUCAUCUGAGCCGAACAGAGCAUACAAGGGGCGCCCUUUCAAUAGUGGGAUACCCCCGCUUUCUGGCACAAUCAACAUGAUCUCUGGUGGGGCCGUUCAAAGAGGCGGAGUGGGAGAAUGCACCUAUUACAUUCAGCCCGGCAGCUACAAGCGAGCAGAAGGAGAGCCCGACAUCAUGAUGCCUCAUGCAGAUCCUUUUGUGGCAACCGUUCACAUAGGCAAUCAUAACGUCAACAAGGUGUUCAUCGAUACUGGUAGCUCCCCAGAUAUCUUAUAUUGGAGCUGUUUUCAAAGGAUGCAACUGAAUCUAAGCUUGCUGCAGAAGUACGAAGGGCCCAUAUAUGGGUUUGAUAAACUGCCUGUCCUAAUUGAGGGAGUUGUUACUCUCCCCAUAUAUGUAGGCUCAGAACCACGCUUCAGGAUGGCUUCUGUUAGCUUUCUGGUUGUCAAAAUGGAAUCAGCUUUCAACACCAUACUAGGGAGGGCCACCCUCUGCGAACUGAGGGCCGUGAUCUCGCAACCUCAUCUCUCAGGGGGUUUUGAAAAUAACAGGCCCACCCAGCUCGGUCAACAGAUAAUGAGCAUAUCAGAUAUCGAACACCGACCUGAGGGUGUCGAGCAGAAGGUUGAGCUGGUAGAACCAGUGGAGACAAUCCCCCUAAACCUUGAUGUACUAGAAAGAACAGUUAAGAUCGGCACCAGGCUCACAGAAGAGGAGCGAGCAGAGCUUCUAGAGUGUUUAAGGACUAAUCAGGAUGUAUUUGCGUGGUCUAUGGACGAAAUGCCCUGCAUUCUAGCAGAUAUAGCAGUCCACAAGCUCUGCACAAACCCCACCAUAAGGCCGGUGGUUCAGAAGCGUCGCCUUUUUGGCCUUGAGAAGCAAGCUGCCAUAGAUGAAGAGAUACAAAAGCUGCUGCAGGCAGGCUUCAUCAGGAGAGUUGAGUACUCUGAGUGGGUGUCCAACCCCGUGCUCGUUAAAAAACCAAAUGGCAAGUGGAGGAUGUGUAUUGAUUUCACCAAUUUAAAUGAGGCGUGUCCCAAAGACCCUCAUCCCUUACCAAACGUGGAGAAGUUAGUAGAGCGAGCAGCGGGACACGAACGGAUGAGUUUUCUUGACACCAGCUUGGGUUAUCACCAGGUUCAGUUGCUAUUGGACGAUCAGGAGAAAACAGCUUUUUAUGCAGAACCUGCACCGAGCACAUAUCAAAAACUGGUGCAAGUCGUCUUUAAGCUCCAGAUCGACAAGAAUAUUGAAGUAUAUGUGGACGACAUGAUAGUCACCAGUAAACGAGCGGAGGAUCAUAUAGCUUACUUGAAUGAAACAUUUCAGAACCUGCGCCGAGCACAAAUGAAGUUGAACCCCUUUAAAUGCACGUUUGCUGUAGAGUCAGGGAAAUUCCUAGGGUACGUGGUGUCCAAGAAAGGAAUCGAGGUGAACCCAAAGACGGUUCAGGCCGUUCAGUUCAUAGCCAGGUUGGCAGAAAUGUGCCUCCUGUUCUUUAAAGCCCUGCGGGAGCCCAAGAACUUUUGGUGGACCAACGAGUGCCAGCAGGCGUUUGAAGAGCUCAAGCAAUAUCUGACAUCAGCACCCCUACUUUCCAAACCUGUGGAGGGGGAGAAUUUGUACUUGUACCUGGGGGUAUCAGAGGAGGCCGUGAGCCCGGUUCUGCUCAGGGAAGAGAAUAAGAAUCAGAAGCCUAUCUGCUAUGUGAGCAAGGUUUUACAAGGCGCCGAGCAGAACUACCCACUAACAGAAAAGGCUGUUUUUGCCCUGGUUUACAUAGCUCGUAAGUUGAGAGCUUACUUCCAAUCGCAUCAAAUCAUUGUCUAUACCGAUCUGCCAUUGAGGAAAAUACUGCAGAAGCUGGAACUCUCUAGUCGGCUUAUCCGGUGGAGCGUCGAGCUGAGUGAGUACGACCUCAGGUUUCAGCCGUGCACAACCAUAAAAGGCCAGGCUAUAGCGGACUUCCUGGUGGAGUGCCUUUCGGCGACGGCAGAGGAAAGGACACCUGAAUACCCAACCUGGAUCUUAUACGUGGAUGGAGUCGCUAGCAUUGAAGGAUCGGGUGUUGGGGCUAUGUUAGUGGGCUUAGAUGGCUUUAAAUCUGAGCAUGCAUUGAGGUUUAAGUUUCAGACAAUGAACAAUGCUGCAGAAUAUGAAGCCCUUAUUUAUGGUUUGAAGUUGGCAUCGGAGCUGAAAGCACAAACCAUUCAAGUUUUUAGCGACUCCCAACUCGUUGUGGGCCAAGUGAAUGGUAGCUGUGAAAUCAGAGAUCCUCAGCUCGGUCGUUAUGCCUCUGUGGACAUUAACCGUCAGAGAUCAACAUUUGUAGAGGUACUUGAUGCCUCGAGCUACACCAAUUUCACAAUCGAGUCUCAGUUGCUCAGCACAGAUCCCUUUUCACCAAGCUGGACUACCCCGCUCAUAGAAUAUCUGCACACUUCAAUGCCCUUAUUGCGCUGCCUCACUCCUUAUGAAGCUGAAUACGCUAUGAGAGAAGUUCAUGAAGGAGUAUGCGGCACACACAUAGGCGGCAAAACUUUAGCUCAGAAACUCUUGAGGCAUGGUUAUUACUGGCCUACUAUGGUUGAGGACGCUCAGAGCUAUGUCAAAAGGUGCCCGACUUGCCAAUUCAAUGCUAAUGAUAUUCACAUGCUAGGAGAAAUGUUCUCACCACUUUCAUCACCCUGGCCUUUUGCUCAAUGGGGAGUGGAUCUGCUUGGCCCUUUUGUCAAAGGCAAAGAAGGUUGCACCUACUUGGUUGUCGCGGUGGACUACUUCACCAAAUGGAUAGAAGCCAAGCCAUUGUCCAUGACAACAGAGAGGAAAAUAGAAGAAUUUCUGUUCAAUUCAAUAUUAUGCAGAUUCGGCAUACCUAAACAGAUCAUCGCUGACAAUGGUCCACAGUUCCGAGCUGCGGCGCUGAGGUCAUUAUGUGACGACUAUGGCAUCGAGCUCGCCUUGACAUCUAUAUAUACUCCACAGUCAAACAGACAAGCUGAGUCCGCUAAUAAAAUCGUCUUGCGAGGCCUCAAGACGUGUGUUUUAACUGCACGUUCUAAUUGGGUUGAUGAGCUCAAUAAAGUAUUUUGGUCAUGUCGCACUACACCCAGCUCGGCCACAGGCGAAACUCCGUUUAGCCUUGCCUAUGGAGCUAAGGCCGUCAUCCCAGUAGAGGUCGGAUUGUCAUCUGAUCGAGCAGGUCAGCGUGACGAUCCCAACAAUGAGCAACUUUUGAGAGAGAACAUAGACCUUAUAGAAGAGGUUAGGGAAAUGUCUCGAAUAAGAAAUAUGGCGUAUCAAGGCCGUGUAGCAAAAUUCUAUAAUAAGAGGGUCCGAGCUCGUCAGUUUCAGGUUGGUGACCUGGUUUUACGCAAAGCUGGAUUGACCAACGCUUAUUCACACUUGGGCAAGCUCGCUCCUAAUUGGGAAGGUCCAUAUAUGGUUGUUCAAGUUAACCGACCUGGAUCUUACACGUUAGCAGAUAUGCACGGGCACCAGUUACCAUUUACAUGGAAUGUUCAGAAUCUUAGAAAGUUUUACAGUUGAUUUGUAUUAUUGAUGGAUAUUUAGAGAACUUGAAUGAUGUAUGAGUGCAAUGCAAAUAAUAUAUACAGUUCUCA
Molecule: messenger RNA, 5281 nt
Organism: Rubroshorea leprosula
Lineage: Eukaryota; Viridiplantae; Streptophyta; Magnoliopsida; Malvales; Dipterocarpaceae
Source: the annotation of a GenBank genome assembly